CGUUCAGUUUGUCGCUUUUCGGAGGCCUGUGGUCCACCUCCUUGCUUCCCCAGGGGAAGAACGAGGAUCCUCUGUGGGAAACUCAUCUUAAACCCGAGGGCCCCAAAGCGCGGGGACCAUUGUAUUCUUUCUGCUUUCUCUCUGGCGUGAGAGGAGGAGGCGGUCCAGAGCCGGGAGAUACAUUCCAGGAAAAGAGGGGAAACACCUUGCUGAUGCCACCAGCCUCAAACCAGUCUUCUCCAUCUGCCUUCUGUCUGCCUGAGAUUCCUGGAAGUGUCUGGUCUGAAGAGAGGCGUCCAUGUUCACACCAGGAGGCGAGAAGAAGCUGGAGCCACAGUGAUGAGCGAGACCUACGUGAAGAGGCUGUCCACCAUCCUGCUGGACGCCAUCACUGACAAGGACCCUCGGGUGCAGGAGCAGGUAUGUGGUGCCCUGUGCACCCUCGGAGGGUCACAGCCAGCGGAGGUGCUCAGCGCCUGUGAGGAGCACCUGCGGCUGCACGAAAAGCUAGCACAUCCAUACCGGACGAUGGUCCUACGGGCUAUGGAGACAGUCGUGAGCAAUCACAUCGGCGAGUUGGACAAGGACAUGGCCAGGGCCAUCAUCCUCCUGGCCUCCAAUGAGAUGACCAAAGUGAAGGAGCUGGUCUCUGAUUGGCAGCAGGCCGCCAGCAGCGUCCUGGUGGCGGUGGGGAGGCGGUUCAUCAGCAGCGUGAUGGAGGAGCUGCUGAGCAAGUUCCAGCCUGGGCUCCUGCCGCAUCCCUGCACCGUGCACACGCUCGCCAGCCUCUCCAUCUCCAAUGUGUUUGGCAUGGUGCCCUUCCUGACGUCCAUCCUCAGCACCAUGCUGCCCAUGCUGGGUGCAGCCAAACAUGACUCAAUGAAAGUGGUGUUCUGCUGUGCUCUGCAGCGCUUCAGUGAGAGCACCCUGGAGUACCUGGCCAACCUGGACCAGGCCCCAGACCCCACGGUCAGAAAGGACUCCUUCGCCUCAGACAUCUUUGGUGCUUAUGACAUCCUUUUCCACCAGUGGCUACAGAGCCGGGAAGCGAAGCUGCGGCUCGCAGUGGUGGAGGCCCUGGGGCCCAUGAGCCACCUGCUCCCCAGUGAGAAGCUGGAGGAGCAGCUCCCCAAGCUGCUGCCUGGGGUGCUCACCCUCUACAAGAAGCACGCCGAGACUGUCCACGUGUCCAAGAGCCUCGGCCAGAUCCUGGAGGCAGCCGUGAGCGUGGGCAGCCGCACACUGGACAUCCAGCUCGACUCUCUCCUGGCCGCUCUGCACGCUCAGGGCCUGAGAGCAUGUCUGGGCACAGGCAGGGGUUCCUACACCCAGAUCUGCGUGCCCGUGGAGUCGUCCAGCCCACUGGUGACGAGCAACCGGAAGGAGGUGCUGCGUUGCUUCACCGUACUGGCCUGCUGCUCGCCGGACCGCCUGCUGGCCUUCCUGCUGCCCAAGCUGGACACCAGCAACGAGAGGACCCGUGUGGGCACCCUGCAGGUCCUGAGGCACGUCAUCAACACGGCGGCUGCUCAGAUGGCAGUUAAGAAACCCUUCAUUCUCUCCUCCAUGAAGCUCCCUCUUCUGGACACCAACAACAAGGUGAAGCGGGCAGUGGUGCAGGUGGUCAGCGCCAUGGCCCACCACGGCUACCUGGAGCAGCCUGGCGGCAAGGCCAUGGUCGAGUACGUCGUGCAGCAGUGCGCGCUGCCCCCCGAGGCUGAGCCUCAGAAGCCGGGCACUGACAGUGAGGCCCUGUCGGCCGAUAGCGUGCGGGCCAUCAGCGUCAGCACCCUCUACCUGGUCAGCACCACUGUGGACAGGAUGAGUGAGGUCCUCUGGCCGUACCUGCUUGAGUUCCUGGUCCCCGUCCGCUUCACUGGGGCGCUGAGCCCGCUCUGCAGGAGCCUUGUGCACUUGGCCCAGAAGAGGCAGGAGGCGGGGGCCCAUGCCCCCCUCAUCCAGUACAACGGCAACGUGCACCUCCCGUCUCCCUACGCCAUCACCACCAGACUCCUGGCCGUGUCUUCCAAUCCAUAUGUGGGGGAUGGUCGCGGGGCAGCCUCACUGCGCCUCCUGAGUGUCUUGCAUCAGGACAUCCACCCGGCCCUGGGUCAGCGGUGGGCAACUGCCAUCCCCCUGCUGCUGGAGCACCUGGACGAAUACAGUGAAGAAACCCUGUCACAGAAGGAGUGGGAAGAAAAGCUGCUGAUGUUUCUCCGGGACUCCCUGGCUGUCGUGUCCGACAACACCUGGGUCUGCCAGCUGACCCUGGAAAUGUGCAAGCAGCUACCCAACUACAACGGGACGCCCCUGGAGAAGAACUUCCUGUACAAAUGUGUCGGGACCACCCUGGGUGCCGCUUCAAGUAAGGAGGUGGUGAGGAAGCACCUGCAGGAGCUGCUGGAGACGGCCAGAUACCAGGAGGAGAGGGAGCGUGAGGGCCUUGCCUGUUGCUUUGGGAUCUGUGCCACCUCCCACCUGGAUGACACCCUGGCCCAGCUGGAAGACUUUGUGAAGUCAGACAUGCUCAGAAAAUCUGCCGGCAUUUUCAACAUUUUUAAGGAUCGGAGCGAGAGCGAGGCCGACAAAGUGAGGAGUGCACUGAUCCUGUGCUACGGGCAUGUGGCGGCCCGGGCCCCGCGUGAGCUGCUGCUGGCCAGGGUGGAGGCGGAUGUGUUCCGGAACAUGUCCCAGUGCUUCAGCACCAAGGUUCUGGGGAUAAAAGUAGAGACCAAGGACCCAGCCCUGAGACUGAGCCUGGUGCAGAGCGUGUGCAUGGCCACCCAGGCCAUCUGCAGCAGCGCCCACGGUGGCUCCUUCCACCUCUCGAGGAAGGCCGAGCUGGUGGCGCAGAUGGUGGAGUUCAUCAAAGCAGAGCCCCCAGACUCGCUGAGGACGCCCAUUCGGAAGAAGGCUAUGCUCGCCUGCACGUACCUGGUUACCCUGGAGCCAGCCCUGGAGGAGCAGGUGCAGGCGGACCUGAUUCACAGCUGCCUGCACAGUGUCAUGGCCAUGCUGCCUGAGCUAGAGGAGGGGGACAGCCACCAGGAGUCCCUGUACCUGGACACCAUGCAGGCCCUCAAGGACUUGCUGACGAGCCUCCUUCAGCGGAACAUGACGCCUCAGGGUCUGCAGGUCAUGGUGGAGCACCUGAGCCCAUGGAUCAAGUCCCCGAGGGGCCACGAACGGGUGCGGGCACUCGGCCUGAGUGCCUGCCUGCUGCAGUUCUUCCUAGAACACCUGCAGAUCAGUGCCCUGGUGCCCUUCCACAACCUGGGCCUCCUUGUUGGCCUCUUCUCCCCACGGUGCGCUGACCUCUGGCUUGCCACUCGCCGAGAGGCUGUGAACUGCGUCCACUCCCUGCUGUACCUGCAGCUGGGCUAUGAGGGCUUCUCGCGAGACUACCGGGAUGACGUGGCUGAGCAGCUCCUCAGCCUCAAGGAUGGUCUGGCGCACCCUGACCCCACCAUUCUCUUCCACACCUGCCACAGCAUUGCCCAGAUUAUUGCCAAGCGCCUCCCGCCAGAUCAGCUCAUCAGCCUCUUGCUAACCUUGUUUGAGGGCCUGGGAGAUCCCGACAAGAACUGCUCUCGAGCCGCCACUGUCAUGAUCAACUGCCUGCUCAAGGAGCGGGGCAACAUGCUGCAGGAGAAGGUGCCGGAGAUUGUGAGCGUGCUGCGCUCCAAGCUGCAGGAGACCCGAGAGGAGCACGUCCUACAGGCCGCACAGCACAGCGUGUUUGUCCUGGCCACCCACCACCACGCCGCUGUGGUGUCCAGUCUUCUGGGCAGCCCCCUGCCCUUUGACAGCCACACCUGCACCCUGUGGCGAGCACUGGCCUUGGAGCCCGGCCUCACCGCACAGGUCCUGGGGCUGCUCCUGGAGAAGAUAAGCAGGGACGUCCCAUUCAAGGAGAGCCGGGCCUUCCUGCUGAGUAGCACGCCGGACCGCGUGGCCACCCUGCUGCCCCUCGCAGCCACCUGUGCGCUGCACGAGGUCGCAUCUGCCCCGGCAUCCGGGCCAGCGGUGCUGGAGCUCUACCCCCAGCUGUUUGCGGCACUGCUGCUGCGGGUCAGCUGCACCAUGGGUGUCCAGCCACCCCGGCACCUGCAGGCCAAGGAGAGGAGGAGCGCCAGCUCAGGCCUGGCCUCGCGGAGCCUUGAGCCUUGCAGCUCUGCGGUGGACGCGCUGCAGGCCGUGCUUGUCCGUGGUGGCAACGAGGACGUGGUGCAGCACAUGGAACUGAACGGGGGCUGGCAGCUGCUCAAGACCUCAGCUGGGCACGAGGAGGGCGUCACCCAGCUGGCCAGUGCCAUGGCAAAGUUUGCGGGUCCCCGGCUUCCCCUGGUGAUGAAGGUGCUCUUCGCCACACAGAGCAGCGUGUAUGAGGUCCAGAGGGUCACCUCCACAGCCUUCCUGGCUGAGCUGCUCAGCAGCAACGUGGUGAACGACCUGAUGCUCCUGGAGUCGCUGCUGGACAACCUGACAGCACGGCAGAAGGACAUGAGUGCCCGCGUGCGGAGGUUGGUGCUCCGUGGGCUGGCCAACGUGGCCUCGGGCUCCCCAGAGAAGGUACAGACCCACGGCCCCCAACUCCUGACAGCCAUGAUCAGUGGGCUGGAUGAUGGGGACGACCCACACAGCCUGGUGGCGCUGGAGGCCAUGGUGGGCCUGGCAAGGCUGCUGGACCUAGUGGACGCCUGGGACCUGCGCGCGGUGCUGCUGCACAUUGCUGUCCGCAUUCGGCCCUUCUUCGACAGCGAAAGGAUGGAGUUCCGCUCGGCGUCCAUCCGCCUCUUUGGGCACCUCAACAAGGCCUGCCGUGGGGACUGCGAGGAUGUCUUCCUGGAGCAGGUUGUGGGCGGUCUGGCACCCCUUCUGUUGCACCUGCAGGACCCCCAGGCCCCCGUGGUCGCGGCCUGCAGGUUCGCCUUGCGCAUGUGCGGCCCCAACCUGGAGUGUGAGGAGCUGGCAGCCGUCUUCCAGAAGCACCUGCAGGAAGGCCACGGCCUGCACUUUGGAGAGUUCCUCAACACCACCUGCAAGCACCUGAUGCGCCACUUCCCCGACUUGCUGGGCCGCUUGCUGAGCACCAGUCUGUUCUACUUCAAGAGCAGCUGGGAGGACGUCCGUGCUGCCGCCCCCAUGCUCACAGGGUUCUUGGUGCUGCACGUGGAGGCUGAGCAGCGGCCGCAGGUGGACCUGGAGCAGCUUCUCGCGGCCCUCCAGCUGCUGCUCAAGGACCCAGCCCCCCAGGUGCGUGCUAAGGCUGCGGAGACUCUGGGCCGCCUGGUGAAGUUCGCCUGAGGCUGCCCCAACACCCAAUACCGCCUGGCCGGCCUGAGGGUCCAAGACGAGUCCCUAAGGAGUCCCCUGCCCACAGGCAGAGCGGGAAGGCCUUGCGCCCACACAGCAAGAGUGGUCAGUCGCCGACGUGUCUUCCCAAUAAAGCCAUUUGCUGCUCAGCA
Molecule: messenger RNA, 5468 nt
Organism: Odocoileus virginianus texanus
Lineage: Eukaryota; Metazoa; Chordata; Mammalia; Artiodactyla; Cervidae
Gene: MROH1
Product: maestro heat like repeat family member 1
Cellular component (GO): cytoplasm
Molecular function (GO): protein binding
Source: RefSeq, a predicted model, not a curated record